CAUUUAAUAAUAAUGGCAGAGUACGUAACAAGAAUUCCUCCAAAUUCAUACAUUCAUGUUUUAGAUUAGAAUACAAACACAGCAAGGUAAUGAUAUAUUUGUAUAGUAAUUUUAGAUUAGAAGUAGGACCACAUACAUUCAUAAGAAAAGAGCAUGAAAGCAUAAUUGAGGGUCCAAGUAAAAUGAUAAGCUUGGCUCCAAAGACAUAUUGCAAGAUCGGAAAUCCAAUAUUGAGAGAUAAGAAAAAUUAACCUGUUAAAAAUGCUUAUGGAGAAGUAGAGAUCUAGAGGGGAGAAAUUGAGUACAGAACAGCAGAUGAUUUCUCAGAUCCAUUUCCUUUAUUUCCAGGUAAAAGAUUUAACAUAACAACAAUUAGGUGAAAAGUUGGAAGGCAGAGUAGAAUAGUUACUAAUAGUGCAAUAGAAUACAGCAUUGAGAUUAGUUGCUUUAAGAGAUUUUGAAGUAGAAGGAAAGAAAAAAUAAGCUGGUGAAGAAUGGUAAAUUUUUCAUUUAAAUAAAACUAAGGUAACGCAACGGUCCAUUCACUUAUUAUCCAAGAGCAGAAGAAUAAAUAGUAGAAGUAGUUAAAGCUGAGGUUGUUAAACCAAAUUAGGCUUUAAAAUUAAAGGCAACAUAAACAUUUAUUGAUAAAAGUGGAAAAGAAAGAAGAGCAGGGUAAAAUAUGUUUAUUAAUUAUAAAUUAGAUAAGAAUGGUUGAUAAGAGCAACAGGAUCAUAUUUACCAGAUACUUUUGAGAGAGUUUCUGAAGUUGUAAGAGGAGUUGUACUAACAGAUAAAGUUUGUGUUCAUUUGAGAGCUUUGAAUGAAUUCGUGGAUGUUUAUGGAUAAAAGAGAAAACCAGGAAAUGAAUGGAUAAUUACAAAUAAAUAAGCAUAAGUUCAUAUAACUGAUGUUUAUGAAUAAUUGGUAGGAGUAGAAUAAGCAAUUACACUUGGAUCAAGGAAUUAUUGCAUAAUAGUUAAUCCAUAUAAUGAGAAGCUAGAAUAAAAUGAUUGGGGAAUUUAAGUAUUAUUAAAGGGAGAGAAAACAUUCUUUUUAUAACCAGGAGAAGAAUUAUUAGGUGGAAAAAUUGAAGAUGUAUAUAUUUUAAAGUGAAUUUAGAUUGCAAUUCUGGGUGAAGAAGAGGCAUUGUUGGUUUAGGCAAUAUAUGAUCAUUCGGAUGAAGAAGGAUAAUUUAGAAAAGCUGGUUAAAGAUGGAUUGUAAGAGGUCCAAGAGAAUAUAUUCCAGGAGUUAAAGUGUAAGUAGUAGAAUAGAGAAGAGCAAUUCCAUUAGAUGCUAAUGAAGGUAUUUAUGUUAGAGAUAACAGAACUGGAGAAGUUAAAGAGUAUAAUAAUUUUAUUAAUAUAUAGAAUUAAAGGAAAAACUUAUCUUUUGGAGGCUCAUGAAUCAUUAUGGGAAAAACAUUUGCCAGAAAAUGUUGAAUUACUUGUUUAAAGAGCUUCAACUGGAUAACCAUAUGUUCCACCAUCAGUAUAAGCAUCUGGAAAAAUGACUUAUAAUUUUGAUUCAGAAUAACUUAAACCAAGAGAUAAAACAAGAAUUAUAUCUUUUAAAGCCCCACAUAAUUCAGCUAUUUAAUUAUAUGAUUACAAACUUAAAAAAUCUAGAGUAGUAUUUGGACCUGAUCUUGUUAUGCUUGGACCUGAUGAAUAAUUUACUGUACUUAAAUUAUCAGGAGGUAAACCUAAAUAAGAAAAUCUCAUUUAAACAUUGACUUUAAGUUUAGGUCCAGAUUUUAUGACUGAUUAAUUGAUUGUUGAAACUAGUGAUCAUGCUAAAUUAAAAUUAACACUAAGUUAUAAUUGGCAUUUUAAAGUUAAUAAAGAAGAUCCUAAUGAUGCUUAAAAAUUAUUUGCCGUUAAAGAUUUUGUUGGUGAUGCAUGUAAAUCAAUUGCUUCUAGAGUCAGAGGUGCUGUAUCUUCAAUUACUUUUGAAGAUUUUCAUAACAACUCUAGUAUUAAAAUUAGAGAAGCUGUUUUUGGAAAAGAAGGAACUGAAAUCAGAACGUCACAUACUUUUGAAGCUAAUAAUUUAGUUAUUACUUCUGUUGAUAUUUAAGGAUAAGAAAUUACAGAUGAAGCUACUAGAAGAUAAUUAAGUUAGAGUAUUAAUUUGGCUAUUGAAAUCAGUUCAAGAAGUCAAGAAAUGUAAUCUAAACAUCAAGCUUCAAAAUUAGAAUAAGAAGCUAAAGGAUAAUUAGCUAGAUAAAAAUUACUUGAUUAAGCUAAAGCAGAAGAAACUAAAAUUGAAUUAUUGAAACAAUAAGCUCAAAGUGCCAAAGUUAGAGCUGAAGGAGAGGCUGUUGCUAGAGCAAUUGCAGAAACUAUGGAAAAAAAGAUCAAAGCUGAAGCUGAAGUAAAUCAAGCUGAUCUAAGAUCUAAAGCCUAAUAAAUUGAAUAAGAAGCUUUAUUAGAGUAAUUGAAAUAAGAACAAGAAGCUGAAUUAAAUUAUCAAAGAGUAUUUUAUUAUUCUAUUUCUAGUAACUUAUUGAAUUGGAAAUCAAAAAAGCUAAAGAAUUAUCUGAUAUUGAAAUCAAGAAAUUCAAAUAGUAAAUUUCAGCUAUUGGAAAAGAAACUAUCAUAGCUAUGGCUAAAGCCGGACCAGAAACUAAAGCUAAAUUAUUAGGUGGUCUAGGACUUAAAGGAUUCUUGGUUACAGAUGGUAAAAAUCCAAUCAAUCUCUUCAAUACAGCCAAUGGAUUUAUUGGAGAAAAUCUUAAAUGAAAUUAUCAUUAAAGAUCAUCAAUAGAAAUCAAUCAUCUUAC
This is a messenger RNA of Paramecium sonneborni, 2786 nucleotides long. The record is from the annotation of a GenBank genome assembly. NCBI's taxonomy places the organism in Eukaryota, Ciliophora, Oligohymenophorea, Peniculida, Parameciidae.